UUAAAAAGAAAAUCAAAAACAAAUUUUCUCCACACGAUAAUAUAAUUAUUAAAAGUGUAUUAUUUCACAAUCGGAAUUAAACCCGAUAAGUCAAUCAAAUAUAAAUUUGAUAAAGCUUAAUUAACAAAAAAAAAAAAAGCAAAAUAGAUAUAAUUUGCAGACAAAACAAUAUUUUUGCGCCAAUAUAUUAUAAAAGAAUUUUUUUUUCCAUUUAGAGAAAAUUAUCGAGGGGGAAAAAAAUAGGUGAUAUAUAUAGAAAGUGUGGCAUCCAAGCGAAUCUGUGAUUUUUCUCUCCUCUCUCACACACACAGACACACACACUGUGUGACUCCAAAUAAUUGUGGAAUUGCAUUUUCCAGAGUGUGGAAACUGAAUACUUCUCUUUUUUUUCUAAAAAUCAAACAGAAUAUAUAGUAUAUAUUUUUCUACUCGACGCCAGACGAGUCGUCGCCUUUUCCUUCCACGCAACAGGAAAAAAGAAAAAGAAAAAAAGCUUGUCACGAAUUUCAAUUAUAAAAGAGCGAGUAUUAUAUAUUUAAUAAUUAUGUAUAUAUAGUUUGAUAAGAAACAAGAAAGUUUAAAGAAAAAAACAACAUAAUUGGUUUAAUAUUCUAUCGGGAAAAAAAAAACUUUUUUUAAAAUUAUUGACUCGUUGACUAAAAAAAAAAGUGAAAAAGAAAAUAAGACUCAGGUUUCAAAAUGGGAUGCAACACCAGUAAGGAAACUGUUCAGCCGGCGGCGGAAGAUGCGAAAGAGGACGUUAAGAAUGGCGAUAUACCGAAGACAGCUGAGGGCGACAGGAGCGUGGUGUCGUCUAAAGAAAGUAGACAAACGGAACAAAAGGAGGAAGACAAGGCAGUAGACGACGACGACGACGACGAGGAAGAGGAAAAGACAACAAGUAAAGAGGAGGAGGAAGCUGCAACGAGAAUACAAGCAGCUUUCCGUGGCCAUCACGCCAGGAAGAGUAUGAAAGAUACGGAAACUUCAACGAAACAGACAGAAUCAAAAUCAGAUUCAGAACCAACCAAGGAACAAUUACUGCAGGAGUUUCGCGAGGACGAUAAGGAGCUUUGCGACGCAGCUACUAGAAUUCAAGCUUCAUUCCGCGGACACAUGUCGAGAAAGGUAGCAGCAGUUGGCGAAGCGGCCAAAACAGCUGGGGAAAUGGUCGAGAGUGUAGCGAAUAAAGUCGAAAAAACGGUGGACGAUGCCGUUAACGAGCUGGAAGGAAUUGACCUAUCAGAUCCUGACCUAAACAAGGCGGCAACGAAAAUUCAAGCUAGUUUCCGAGGACACAAAGUUCGCCAAGAAGUGCCCAUUGCUGGACCGGAAGUGAAGAAGUAAAAAAAAAAGCAAUAACACAGCCAAACGGGCACCAAAAACCAAGGGAGCACGCGUAACCCACAUGACUUUUAUGGGGGGUUACAAAAAUUUAAUUAUUCUUUUCAUUUCUUAUUGCUGAGUAUCUCGUCUCAAUAAAAUAUAAUAUAUUAUUGUGUUCGAUUCACUUUAUUUUUAUAAAAAAAUUUGCGUGUAAACCGACAAAAAAUGAAGAAAAAACUUUUCUAUCGCGUCAUUAGUUUUAAAAAUUUUCAAUUUCUCGCAAAAAAAAAAAAUAAUGAAAAUCAUCAAGGAAAUUUCAAAAAGAAAAUAUGGGACUCAGCAAUUUUUGUAACAAAUCUACACUGAAAAUAAUAUUCUAAUUGUGUUUUUUUAUUAUUUUAGUGGUAAACUCAAUCUACUAUAUUCUCUAUAUUGAUAAAUAAAUAAAAUAAACAAAAUAAACAAUCGUUAACAUUACAAGUUUUUCAAAAAUAAAUUAAAUA
This is a messenger RNA of Leptopilina heterotoma, 1829 nucleotides long. RefSeq names its product nucleolin (gene igl). Gene Ontology annotation, molecular function: calmodulin binding. NCBI's taxonomy places the organism in Eukaryota, Metazoa, Arthropoda, Insecta, Hymenoptera, Figitidae. The record is from RefSeq and is a predicted model, not a curated record. Bases 700 to 1347 code for a protein of 215 amino acids. The transcript is spliced from 4 exons.